Molecule: messenger RNA, 1903 nt
Organism: Desarmillaria tabescens
Lineage: Eukaryota; Fungi; Basidiomycota; Agaricomycetes; Agaricales; Physalacriaceae
Exons: 3
Coding region: 230-1666 (478 amino acids)
Source: RefSeq, a predicted model, not a curated record
UCAAUUCGUGAAUGCGGAGCCGCACAUGGCCACUACCUGAUUCUUGUGCUCUCUCUGUGGAUUUUUUCUCCAUUGUCUCACAAGCCCGAGAUCGUUCUGAAAAUUUGCCUCCGAAUGCCCCUAUGUAGGUCACAUAUGAAUCAGCGCGACGACGUGAUCCAACCUUCAUAUUUUACCCCAUUAUUUUCCGCCUCUUUUCUCCCUCUCCGAUAAUUCUAAUCGCAGUUACAUGCGUCUUGGAUGCUCUACAUGGCCAAGCGACAUGGAGCAGCAACGUAUACCCCCGGAAAUAUGGCAGGAGAUUUUCGUACGCUGUCUACCUGACUUUCGCGAAGUCGCCUAUUACCAUACCUCGGAUCUCGUCCCAUCUCCUCCAUCAACCUUCGACGCACCAUUGCUCCUCCUAGUCGUGUGUAGAACUUGGCGCUACUGGGUCCUUCGCACGCCGCGGCUCUGGGCGCAUCUAUCCAUUAACGUCAGCUGGGGGAAGUCUUAUCCGCCUCUUCCUCAGGCACUUCUAUGGCUCGAACGUUCUAAAAACGUCCCCUUAACAUUUUCCCUCAGACAGAAUGGCGACUGGGUAGCAGACCAUGUCAUGACCAGCAAUCUUCUCCAAAAGUUUCUAUGUCAUAUACACAGAUGGCAGCAUGUAUCCCUCCAUCUCUGCUGCGCUCUCGCUCUCAGUACCCUAGCAAAACACAAUGUCGUCGUUCCCCGGAACCUACGCUCCAUGCACCUAACCCUGGUCGCACCCACCGAAGUCCUCGCCAUGACAGACGAAUUUUCCAGUGCUCUCAACUAUUUCACCUCUGCCCCAAACUUCUCUAGCCUCGUAAUCAGCGGAAUAAACGUAUUCCAAUGCUUAGAGGACUACCACCUCAUCCAGUGGGAGCAUCUCACCGAAAUAAAGCUCGACGACGUCAACUACGUCGACACGUGUCUGGCUCUCUUCUCGCUAUGCAAGAACCUCGUUCGCUGUACCAUGGGUGUCCUCGAGACCGCCUACCCACCAGCGUCCGAGUACCACAUACGUGCCCCGCCAGGACUAAUAACCCUACCCAACCUUACCUCUCUCAAACUCAACAUCAAUGACACGGACAUCUGCAGACUCUUCUCCCAGCUCCAGGUUCCUGAGCUCCACGAGCUAACCAUUUAUUCUUACGCCCAGACCUGGCCGCAAGCCGUAUUUUCUUCCUGGCUUGAACGCUCAAAAUGCGCACUGACAAGGGUUGAGUUCCGUGAUACACGGAUGCGACAGGAACAGUUCUUGCAGUGUUUGAGACUUGCCUCAUUUGCGACUGUGACGGAGCUGGUGUUGAACGAAGAGGGGUGGCUCCCGGAAGAUUGGUCGGGAUUCGUUUCAGGGGCUGUCAUUGAGGAGCUUACUGUGCGCGAAGACAGCAGGAAGUGUUUACUUCCGGAUUUGGAGACGCUGGAUUUAUCUGGAAGAUGUGUGGAGGAGGAUAGCGGAGCGGCGGUGAUUGAAAUGAUUGCAUCGCGGUGUCAUGCAGGCGCCCAUGGAGUAGCGCGGUUCAGAAAAUUUUCGUGGUCGAUGGUGCCCGAGUAUGAUUAUCUCGAAGCUGAGGAUCUGGGUAUCCUCGAGGCACUGAGGAGCCGUGGUUUGGAAGUCAACGUUUGCAGAGGUGGAGCCGCUCGGUGGUAUUAGACCGGUGUUUUGAGACGCCAGAGAAGAGUUGCUCUUAAUGUCGACUUCUGCUCUGGCAUUAUGUGGCGCUGCUGAAUCUCAUCUCAGCUCGCAUUCUUUUUGAAAUUUCUGGUGUUUAAUUAAUUGCUAUAUACGUGAUGAUGUAUCACGGUAUCAACCAUUACGGCUUUAGUUAAUAUAUCUAGGGUUCAAUGUUCCCUGAUCACAGUGACGAGACAGCCAGUGUCAACGGUAAAU